Dentiscutata erythropus is the source of this 1055-nucleotide messenger RNA. Lineage: Eukaryota; Fungi; Glomeromycota; Glomeromycetes; Diversisporales; Gigasporaceae. The record is from the annotation of a GenBank genome assembly.
UCCCAAAUCCUCUCCAAACUUUUAUCCGUCACCCAAACCUUUAUUUUUACAUAAUGUACAGUCAACAACAUGGAAACUCUCCGUCACACCAUCAACAAACCGGAGUACCAAGAACCGAAUACCAUAACGUUGGGCGUGGCGAGUAUCCUCCUCCACUUGAAGGGUACUAUCCUCCGCAUCAUCCUAUAUAUUACGAUUAUCACCACCCCCCACCACAUUAUGCCACAUAUCUCCCAACAACGAUGAAUCCAAGCAUACCAGUAUCACAUUCAGACGAUUAUCAAGACCGUAAUUCAAAAAGGACAAAGUCAAAUAGUGCUGAUACAUCACUUUCCGCAGCGACUUUUGAAGAUAGUGAUAAGAAUAAAAUUCUCUCUCCUACUAAGAAUUCAAUUCCUGUAUCAUCAAAUUCACGGAUAAAAUUCAGGAAAGAUCGUUUCGGUACCUUUGAUGUACCAGCCGGAGGAGAGGAGGAGGACAAAAGAACAUAUAAGUUGAUAGUUUGUCAACAGCCGCUACGUGCUCGUAUGUGCGGGUUCGGCGAAAAAGAUCGACGUCCAAUCGAUCCACCGCCGAUCGUACAAUUGGUUGUGAAUGACGAAAACGGGAAUAUUGAUUCAAGUAUGUUACAGAACCCAUUUUUCGUUCUUCAUGUUACGCUGUGGUCCGAAGAUUGUAAAGAAGAACGCAAUGUGAUUAGUAAUCCACCCAAAACUACGCGCGUACUUAUGGGUUCACUUGUAUCAUCUCCGGCCAUCCUAAAAAAUACGGAUGGAGAAUCGGGUUGUUACUUUUGUUUUCCUGACCUUUCUAUACGUACAGAAGGAAAGUAUACGCUAAAGUUUUCACUGAUGAAAUUAGGAACUGAAGACCGAUUAAUAAGUACUAGGACAGGAAUUAUUUCCACAGCAUUUUCAAACCCGUUUACCGUAUAUUCGGCCAAGAAAUUUCCUGGUAUGACUGAAUCUACAGAGCUUUCGAAAGCUUUUGCAAAGCAAGGCUUAAAGAUCCCCAUUCGGAAUGACGUUCGACCAAGAAAGGUCGCUGAGGAUUGA